CAGAACUGCAGAUAUUCAAAAAUGGGAAAUUGUUUCAUUGAGAACCAUGGUUAUAUUGUCACCAUGGUUGUUGCUGCUCUUGGUUCUUCUGUUUUGACUGCUCUUGUAUGUUUCAUUGUAUAUGAGACAACCCUAAAGACAGAUGAUUGUAAGUUGCUGUCGGCACCCUCUCAACAUGGGAAACGCCCGUGCCCGCCUGACUGGAUUGGACACCAGAUGAAAUGUUUCUACUUCUCAGAUGAAGAAAAAAACUGGACUGCUAGUCAAGAAUUUUGCUCUUUGCACAAUGCCUCUCUGGCCAUUAUUGAAAAGGAAGAACGGGAUUUUGUGCAGCGUUACAAAGGCAGCACUCCCCACUGGAUUGGCUUCAAACGAGACCCAGAUCAAGACUGGAAAUGGAUCAAUGGAAAUGCUUCAACGUUGACAGUCCUCGGUAAUGGAGGGAACUGUGCCUUUCUGAAUGACGAAGGCAAAGCAAGCAGUUCCAUGUGCCGUACAGUCCAUCACUGGAUAUGCAGCAAACCUGAUGAAUUCACAAGUCCAAAGAUAGCUUGAAGGCAUAUGGUUUCCAAUGUACUCAGCUGGAAUUAUCUUGAAUUAUUGACUGUAGUAACAAAUGAGCCUUAUACAUAGAGAAGGAUAAGUUAUUUCUGCCUUUGCACACUGUAAUCCUA
Protobothrops mucrosquamatus (brown spotted pit viper) is the source of this 674-nucleotide messenger RNA. Its product is annotated as C-type lectin domain family 2 member D-like. The record is from RefSeq and is a predicted model, not a curated record. The coding region runs from base 22 to 555 and encodes 177 amino acids. The transcript has 4 exons. NCBI's taxonomy places the organism in Eukaryota, Metazoa, Chordata, Lepidosauria, Squamata, Viperidae.